AUGACCUGUUCAGACACUCUCCAAGCGAUGCAAGCUCUACGCGCUCAGAUCCUUGACAACUUCUCUAUCGCCAUGCCCGAGGAACUCAAAACUAAGAUCGUUCUCGCCCAUCGCACUGACACUUGGUGGUGCAUCGUCUACGGCAACAACAACAAGCCCAUUUGGAAGACUGGCAAGGGCUGCGACACUGCGGAACUGGCUUUGCGCAAGAUGUUGGUCUCGUCAAGCGAUCUGGUGUAUGACAAGUUCCACAAAGACGGAUUUGUGCUUGAUGCUUGA
Molecule: messenger RNA, 279 nt
Organism: Aureobasidium uvarum
Lineage: Eukaryota; Fungi; Ascomycota; Dothideomycetes; Dothideales; Saccotheciaceae
Source: the annotation of a GenBank genome assembly